CCCUCCCUUCCUUCUUCCCAGGCUUGUGUCCAUGAGCCAUGAUGCGCAAGAAGGGACCCCCAGACUCCGGAUGGCUCCUCCUCGGCACCGGAGCCCCCCAAGAGACCCCCCAAGAAGAGGAGGAGGAAGAAGAAGACCCCCUGGGCUUCCUGGGCAAUGGGGUCCCAGGGGGGGCCUUUGCCGUGGGCGAGGAAGAGGAGGACCAGGACCAGGAGGAGGAAGGCCAGGAGGAGCCGGCUCCUUUCCCGAGGGGACCAGGACCAGGAGGGAACUGCUUCAGCGAUGGGAAGACCCCCAUUGACUUCGUGCUGGUUUGGGAGGAGAAGCCCCCCAAGAAGCACCAGCGGCGGAGCCGGAGGAAAGGCCGAGGCGCGGACGCGGAAGGAGCGGAAAGGGCUCCCGGGAGGCAGGAGCGGUGGCGCCGGAAGUUCCUCAAGAACCUGCACAGCACCGGGCUCCUGGCGGAGAAGGAGGAGACCCUGAGCCAGAGGAAGAGCUUCCACUUCCUGAAGCUGAGUGCGCCCUGGGAGGUGCUGGUCUACUACGCGGAGGAGCUCUGCUUACGGGCCCCGCUCCAGGCCCACCCGAACCCAGACAGGAACUCCUCGGACGCCUUCCUCCGCCGGCUGCGGCUGCCCAACCCCAUGGCCCAGUGGGUGCCCAACAAGCCCCUCGACUACUACACCUGCGCCUUCCGGAAGUCCAAGCUGGGCAAGUUCCUGGGGAGUGACUGCCGCGACUCCUACUUCACCAACACUCAGAGACACCGCAUUGUGUAUGAAAUCUUGGCCCGGACCGUCUACGGGAAGCGGAAGCAUGCUGAGAUUGGCAUCGACCGCCUGCUGAACGAAGGGGUCUAUUCGGCGGCCUUCCCUUUGCAUGAGGGACCCUUUGAGCUCCCGGAGUACGAGGUCCCCGGGGAGGAGCUGAACCCGCGGCAGGUGCUGUAUGGCUUCUGGGCCCAGUGGGGCUGCUGGUUCCGGUACCAGCCCCUGGACCACAUCCGGGAGUACUUUGGGGAGAAGGUGGCCAUCUACUUCGCCUGGCUGGGCUUCUACACGGCGUGGCUGCUCCCGGCUGCGGCCGUUGGGACCCUGGUCUUCCUUGCCGGACUCCUGACCAUGGGGAGCAACACUCCGGCGCAAGAGAUCUGCAACAGCGGGAAGCAGUUCCUCAUGUGCCCGCUUUGCGACACCUGCGGCAACUGGCACAUCUCCGACAUCUGCCCCAUGGCCAAGGUGGGCUACCUCUUUGACCACCCGGGGACCGUCUUCUUCAGCGUCUUCAUGUCCUUCUGGGCCGUGACCUUCCUGGAGUAUUGGAAGCGGAAGAACGCCACCCUGGCCCACCAUUGGGACUGCAUGGACUUCCAGGAGGAGGAGGAGCGUCCGCGGCCAGAGUUUGCGGCCAUGGCCCCCCAAAUGGAGCAGAACCCCGUCACGGGGGUGAAGGAGCCCCACUUCCCCCAGAGGGACCGCCUCUCCCGCAUCCUGACGGGGUCCGUGGCCAUCGCCACCAUGCUGUGCGUGGUGAUGAUCUUCCUGGUCUCGGUGAUCAUGUACCGGGGCAUCGUCAGCACCAUGAUGUACCACACGAGGAACACGGUCCUCAUGACGCAGGCCGGAAACAUCGCCAACAUCAGCAGCUCCAUGGUGAACCUGGUGCUCAUCCUCCUCAUGGGCCAGGUCUACACUUCCUUGGCGGAGAAGCUGACCCGAUGGGAGAUGCACCGGACGCAGACGCAGCACGAGGACGCCUUCACCUUCAAGGUCUUCAUCUUCCAGUUUGUCAACUUUUACUCGUCCCCGUUCUACGUGGCGUUCUUCAAAGGCAGGUUCGUGGGCUAUCCCGGCCAGUACGGGACGCUCCUGGGCAUGAGGAACGAGGACUGCGGUCCCGGUGGGUGUCUGAUCGAACUGGCCCAGCAACUCUUCAUUAUUAUGGUGGGGAAGCAGAUUGUCAGCAACAUCCAGGAGUUCCUCCUUCCGAAGCUGAAGGCCUGGCGCCAGAAGAGGCAGCUGGCCCGAGUGCGAGGCUCCCAGAUCUGCCAAGAGCCCAAACAGUGGGAGGAAGACUUUGAGCUGAUCGAAUGCGAGGGGCUCUUUGAGGAAUACCUGGAGAUGGUGCUCCAGUUCGGUUUCAUCACCAUCUUCGUGGCCGCCUUCCCGCUCGCCCCGCUCUUUGCGCUGCUCAACAACUGGGUGGAGAUCCGCCUGGACGCCCAGAAGUUUGUCUGCGAGUACCGGCGCCCCGUGGCCGAACGGGCCCAGGACAUCGGGGUCUGGUUCUUCCUCCUGGACGUCCUGGCCCAGCUCUCCGUCAUUGUCAACGCUUUCCUCAUUGCCUUCACUUCCGACUUCCUCCCGCGCCUCCUCUACCAAUACCAGCAGGACAGCCAGCUCCGCGGAUACGUCAACUUCACCCUGGCCUACUCGCCUCCUAACUACGUGGUCGGCAACCACACUCUCUGCCGGUACAAGGCCUUCCGUGACGCCCACGGCAACUACACCCUCUUCUACUGGAAGCUGCUGGCCAUCCGCCUGGGCUUCAUCAUCGCCUUCGAGCACGUGGUCUUCUUUUGCCUGCGACUCAUCGACUGGCUGGUGCCGGACGUCCCGGCCUCCCUCGAGCUGAAGGUCAAGCGGGAGCGCUUCCUGGCCAAGCAGGCCCUGGCCGACAACCAGGACGUCCUGCUGACGGUGAGUCGCGGCUCUUCUCCCUCAUCUUCAGCAAGCAGCCUUUUAUCCGGCAGCAUGAUCUAGAAGGAGUCCCGAAAUCUCUCUCCCCUUUCCGAGGCCAUGGGAAGGAUCCAAAAGCAGAGACUGCUUCAAUUGCGAACACAACGUGGAUGUGCAAGCGGGGGCUCCUCCCUCACUUGUGUUGCUUCACCUCAAUGUUUAUUGUAUUCAUAUCCCAUUUAUUUAUUACAUCCAAGCCCUAUUUACCGUAUAUACUCGAGUAUAAGCUGGGUUUUUCAGAACUGAAAAAGCCGCCCUCGGCUUAUACUCGGGUGAGGGUCCUGGUUGGCUUAUAUUCGGGUUGUAUAUACGGUAUUUAUUCCUAUUCAUGCUCCACGUAUAUCAUUGACUUGGUUUGUUUCAUGGCUCCCACCUUCCCUGCAUCUCGAAUGGCGGCUCUUUUGCACAACGCUAAUGCUGCUUCUGUGCUGUUGGUUAAUAAAGACUGAACUGCGGCAUCCGA
Anolis carolinensis (green anole) is the source of this 3201-nucleotide messenger RNA. Its product is annotated as anoctamin-7. The record is from RefSeq and is a predicted model, not a curated record. Gene Ontology annotation, cellular component: plasma membrane. Gene Ontology annotation, molecular function: chloride channel activity; protein dimerization activity. Lineage: Eukaryota; Metazoa; Chordata; Lepidosauria; Squamata; Anolidae. Gene Ontology annotation, biological process: chloride transmembrane transport. Bases 39 to 2762 code for a protein of 907 amino acids. The transcript has 23 exons.